AUGGCGUCUAUGACGUACCUAGCACUACGCGUCUACGCGAUUAACAACGCGAACCAUGGAUUUCAUCCGUCAAUCAAAAUGAGUACUCUUGAGCAGCGUAGACAAGAGAACAUUAAGCGUAAUGCAAUCUUGCUCCGAGAGCUAGAACUCGAGCACAUAAAGGAGGAACUCCAACCAAAACUACCUCCAGCAAAGAAGCGGCGCAAGCUUGAUAUCACACAACCAACACGGUCAUCAGCACGCCUUGCCACCGCUCCUUCCCGUCCAGACUACAAUGAGGAUGACACCAAUGUAAAGUCUGAAAGCGCAUCGCGUGGCAGAAACUCCUCGAAGAAACCACUGGCAAAGACAUCACGAGAGAUCCUAUCCGUCAAUUCCUCAGCCCCAGAAUCAAGAGCUAAACAUCCGGAUCUGGACAGUAUCAAAGCCGGCUGGACGAGUUGGGACCCUGUUGCGUCUCCUCCGAAACGAGAUUCUUUCGGAACAUAUCACUUUGAUUCCCACCCGGACUUCACCCCUAACAAAUCGCCCGCGGACAUUAUCCGCGAGGGCUGUUUCGGUGGCUCGUACUGGAGACCACUAUACUCGAAACGCCUUGGAACGACCGUCGAAGAUGAUUGGCGCGAGCUCCCUGCUGAUUGGACGGCGGGGCUAGACGUCAACCAGUACAUGGUCAAUCCAGAGUACAAUCGCGAAAUCAACAAGCAUGGCGUUGCUUGCGGGCAGAGCAUCGAGCAAUGGGAAGAAAACGGGUGGAUAGCACACGAGUACGACGUGCGUGGUUGGUUCCAGUGGUACUACAGAUUUUGGAUGGGCCGGAGGUGCGAGGAUGAUGAGCGUCAGAUCUCGAGAUGGAAGAAGUGCGUGGGGGAGACGGGACGGUGGAGGAGGACUUUGCUGAAGCAGUAUGUUCAACGGGGAAUAAGGAGUGUGUUUGAUGAUGGAGAUGACGCUGAUGGGGUGGCGGGAGAGGUUAGUCCGGUCGUGAGCCAGACUUGUUUGCAUUGGGCGUAUGAAGUGAGGCAGGAGGCACUUGAUCGGUAUUGGGUUGAACGGAGAUAA
Didymosphaeria variabile is the source of this 1062-nucleotide messenger RNA. RefSeq lists its product as uncharacterized. The transcript has a single exon. NCBI's taxonomy places the organism in Eukaryota, Fungi, Ascomycota, Dothideomycetes, Pleosporales, Didymosphaeriaceae. The record is from RefSeq and is a predicted model, not a curated record. The coding region runs from base 1 to 1062 and encodes 353 amino acids.